Magallana angulata is the source of this 1390-nucleotide messenger RNA. RefSeq lists its product as uncharacterized. Lineage: Eukaryota; Metazoa; Mollusca; Bivalvia; Ostreida; Ostreidae. Gene Ontology annotation, molecular function: acyltransferase activity, transferring groups other than amino-acyl groups. The coding region runs from base 182 to 883 and encodes 233 amino acids. The record is from RefSeq and is a predicted model, not a curated record. The transcript is spliced from 7 exons.
CUCUGAUAGAAAAAAAUCGAAAGAUAUGGAUAUCAUUUAGGUGCUGUCACACGAUGCGAACAUUCAUCAGAAAAUCGCAUCGUGUGGCCGUACCUUUUAAUUCUCGUAGCAGUACCAUAUAGGUUCCUAAUAUAUACGUGGAUUAGUUUCAUGUCGAGUUAAUUGAUCACAUCUAUAUAACAUGGACUUCACUCCAAUAACAACACAGCAGCCAUUACCAAUUGGACAGAAAGAUGGACAUGUCCAACCAACAGAACUCCUGAGGCGUGGCCCGGUGUCCGUGCGGAAUGCCACUGAAUCAGAAGAAGACAGGGAGUUCAUAGGAAAGUUGGUGAUUGAGGCGUUUGAACGAAAAGUCGUUCAUGCUACCAGUCGAGCAAGUUUACCCGCGAUGAAUACUAUAUAUUCCAACCACAUGAGAGGGAGGCCUCCACUGUUUUAUGAAAGACACUUCAUUGCCGAAUAUAACGGAGAGAGGGCUGGUACUUGUGUUUUACAUUACCAUGGAGACGCGGAACUUUUCCCGGAUAGAAGUGAAGAUAUACCGCCACUCAGCUGUUGUGAUCUGUGUGGCCUUUGGCUUUUACAACUGGGAACCCCGAAAGAUUAUCCAGCCGGAAAAUGUUAUCUGGAUCCUAUAUGUGUAGACGAGAAAUUCAGAGGAAAGGGCAUAGGAAAAGUUCUAUUAGACAUGGCUGAAAUAGACGCCAAGAAAAGGGGAUGCAAGGUUAUCUAUCUGUUGGUAGCUACAACUAACCGAGCCCAACACUUGUAUGAAAGACAGGGAUACCAUGUCAUAGAGAAAAAAUCUCUAUGCUGCUGUGGGUACUGGUGCAUGACCGGAGAAAGGGAGUUUGCUCGAAUGGACAAAGUUCUGGAUUAGCUGGUACAGCAUGUACAAACCAAGAUGGGGAUUCUUAAUGCAAAGAACAGUUUGUAUAGACGCAGCCAUUAUACAUGUACAUGGCUCAUCUCAUGAUGUAGAUCUAAAAUUUGUUAAUUUCCUUUGCUUGUUUGCAUGACAACACACAAGUCAUGAAAGUGUUUUUAAUAUCACAAGACAAAAUGGAAAGCUUUAAAAUUAUAGAUAUUACAAUUUUAGAACAAAUAAAUGAAGAGAAAUAUGAAAAAUACUUAGUACAUGGAUUAUUAAUGUUUUAUAUUGUGUUUUUUUUUUCAAGAAAAUAUUUCAAUAUUUUUUUUUUUUACUUUUUGAAAAUUAAAUUAUUAUUUAAACAGGUGCAUGUAUAAAUUUAUUUAUCUAAAUGUUACUUUUUUUGUACAAUUUUUAAACUGUGCAUGUAUAUUGUUCUGUAAAAAAAAAUUCAACAUGGAUACUCCAUGUUUUCAGAGUUGUUGUACAGGUAAAUAAAAAAAUAAAUAACGCUUU